Messenger RNA from Nymphaea colorata (pocket water lily), 1265 nucleotides. RefSeq names its product glucan endo-1,3-beta-glucosidase 13. The transcript has a single exon. Gene Ontology annotation, molecular function: hydrolase activity, hydrolyzing O-glycosyl compounds. The record is from RefSeq and is a predicted model, not a curated record. Bases 2 to 1159 code for a protein of 385 amino acids. Gene Ontology annotation, cellular component: plasma membrane. NCBI's taxonomy places the organism in Eukaryota, Viridiplantae, Streptophyta, Magnoliopsida, Nymphaeales, Nymphaeaceae. Gene Ontology annotation, biological process: carbohydrate metabolic process.
UAUGAACAAGAAGAACGCUCACUUCUUCCUUCCGCUUGUCCUCGUCCUCCUCACAGCAACAAUUUCAGGGCAAAAGUCUGUUUUUGCAAGGAUUCCGAUAGGCGUCAACUACGCCAAGCACGCCCACGGCGGCAACCCUUCACCGGCUGCGGUCAUCUCCGCCCUAAGAUCCAUGCGGAUCGAUCGUGUCCGUCUGCUCGUCCCGGAUCUCGAUCUGAUUCAGGCCUUCUCCUACACCGGCAUCUCCCUUCUAUUGUGCCUGCACAAUAGCUACGUUCCACGUUUCGCCUCCAACGAAUCGGAAGCGUACACGUGGGUGAGAGACCACGUGGCGUCCCGCUACCCCAGGAUACGUGUCGUAAUGCUGUCCCUCGGAUCCAACGUCCUCACCCUCUCGCCGGACCUCGCCGAGUUCGUCCUACCGGCGGUCCAGAACGUCCACCGAGCGCUCAGGAAGCUCGGCCUCCGCCACGUCUCCGUCUCGACCACCGCCUCUUUCGAGGCCCUAACCUCCGCCUUCCCACCCUCCGGGGCCCAGUUCCACCAGUUUGCCGCCCAGUCGUUCUUCGCUCCGCUGCUCGACUUCCUCUCCGCGACCAACUCUUCCUUCCUCGUCGAUAUCUGCCCUUACGAUCUCUUCCGGACCGAUCCGGAGAUUCCGAUCGGGUUCGCGCUCUUCCAGGAGGAACCGUUCUCAUUCCGAGACGAUCCAGUCACGGGAAUCCGGUACCGCAACCUGUUCGACGUGAUGGUCGACGCCGUCAUCAACGGCAUGGCCGCCCUCGGCCACGAUGACAUCCCCGUGGUGGUAACUGAAACAGGGUGGCCAAGCUCCGGCGGGCCGGGCGAACCGGAAGCGAGCCUCGUUUACGCCGAGAUGUACAACCGGGGUCUCGUCCGCCACCUCGCGGAAAGCGUGUCCCGAACCGCGUCCCCGACGAGACGCGACGCGGUACCGGAGACGUACAUCUACCUGCAGGAUGAGGACGCGAAGCAGGGAAGGGGCGCCGAGGCGAGGUGGGGGAUUCUUUAUCCUAAUCUGACGAAGAAGUACGAGUUCGAUUUGUCCAGGGGAGCUCGGGCAGCAGAUUCCUGUGCCGUGGCGGCGGUGACGGCGGCGGCCCUCUUGCUAUUCCGGCGCUCAUUCUUCUUUUUCUGAUUCUUUUUCUAUUUCCGAAGAAAGGAAAAAAUAGUGGGCAGCAAAACGUUAGAGCUGUUCACCUGAGACAGUUGGGAAUUCGAAUACUUUUCCAAGCACGCGCCGG